This is a messenger RNA of Drosophila suzukii, 412 nucleotides long. RefSeq lists its product as uncharacterized. NCBI's taxonomy places the organism in Eukaryota, Metazoa, Arthropoda, Insecta, Diptera, Drosophilidae. The record is from RefSeq and is a predicted model, not a curated record.
UUAAUGUCACUUUGUCGUUCCCCUUUUAUUGUCAAAAUUAUUAAGUGAAUCGGAGCCUCCCUUAGAUCACCACCAUGCCCACAUCUUCAUCCUGGCCGCGCACCUACCUCAACUGGAAGCGGGUGCUGCUGCUCUCGCUGAAGUGCGUCUACUUUAUGCUGGUGGUGAAGUUCAGCCAGAAGUGCCUGGCGAUGUCCGUUAAGAGUCGGCUGGUCCGGAGGCAGAGUGUGCAGGAGGGAUCGCAGCGCAGAGGAGUAGCACUCACUUGAUGGCCACAUGACGAUUCCUAUACGUCCCAUUUGGAGGAGCGGCGAGGCCGAUGAAUAAACGACAGUUGGGAAACGUCUGUGCGCUGUCUUAAUACGUUUUUAUUAGCCAAGAGAUUCGCAUCGGGCUGUCGGCCAGAGUAAUU